This is a messenger RNA of Symbiodinium necroappetens, 182 nucleotides long. The record is from the annotation of a GenBank genome assembly. NCBI's taxonomy places the organism in Eukaryota, Dinophyceae, Suessiales, Symbiodiniaceae.
AUGCUUCUGUUCAACAAGCUGGCUGUCCAAGCGCUGCCUUUGGAGUGCAGUUUGGUUUGGCUGCAGCUCUUCUUUGCGGCCUUCUUCAUGCUAAUCUUUGGCUUCCCCUACUUGCACGUUGGUUCCAUGAAGGACUUCCUACGCUGGUGCAUGGUCGUCCCGUUCUUCACUGGCAUGCUUAU